AUGAAUGCGACCGCCGCAGAAGAAAGCCGUCCCCAGGACACAUCUACACCCACCCAAAACGUCGCUGAUGAAGUAGCGACUAUCCCCUUGAGCAUCAGUGCUGCGGCGUCUUCAGAGGAAAGCCGCCCCCAGGACACAUCCAACCCCACCCAAGACAUUCCCGAUGAAGCAGCGAGCACUUCAUUGAGCAUCGGAGAUGCGGUCGUCACAGAUGAAAGCCGUCCCCUGGACGCACCCGCACCUAUCCACGACGUUCCCGAUGAAGCAGCGAGCACUCUCCGGAGCAGCGAAGAUGCGGUCGCCCCAGAGGGAAGCCGUCCCCAGGACAUACCCACACCCACUCAAGAUGUUCCCGAUGAAGUAGCGAGCACUCCCUGGAGCGUCGACGAGCGCCUUUUCAUCGAGUUGCAAGCCGGCUUUGCACUCACCGCCGCCUUCCUGCCCAUCUGUACAGUACUCCCGCCGACUGGUCAGAGCUACUACUACGUCUUUCGCCGGUUCUUUAGGACUGAGGAUCAAGAUACCUCCGAGAUCACUCCCGAACAGGACGCCGCCGCAACCCCGAGAACCCAAGAAGAGUACCUGCUCAAACAACAGGAGCUGGUACAUUGGGCGCUGAACAAGACGGAUGAAUUAGCGCGGAAGGCGAUGAAGACCGGCGAGUUCAUGAGGGGUAAGAUGUGGAUAAUUGAGCAGGAAGUCUUCGACAAGUACCGAGAGAUUCGCGAAGACUAUGGCCUCGAAUUGCCGAUCGAAGACCCGAGGCAGACCAAGGAGAUUCGCGAAUUCCUGUAUCGUAUCGUUUGCGCAAGGUUUCCUAAAUCGUUGGGACACAGUCCUACCAGCUCAGACGCGGACGAGAAUCACACCGCUGCGGACAAUAAUGACGACGACAUGUAUGAAGGCUCGACCCUUAGCUCUCCGCCCGAAGACGACCUUGAGAAUACAGAGAGCGCUUUGCCGCCGGAGGAAGAUGCACCAGCCACGGAGGAGACUACACGACGGACACGUACGAGGGUCAGGAAGUCCACCGCCGCCCUCGACGACGACAACGCAUUCCCACCGAUCCGUCAGUCCGGUCGAAAAGUCCGUGUAACCGGCAAAGCGAAACAGGCGCAGACAGGUACAAAACGUACCAGGCGAAACACAGUGGUGGGAGAGGAGAGUGAAGAUGAGCAUGAGGAUGGAGACGAAAACAUCGCGGAAGAUGAAGAAGAGGAAGAGGGCGGAGCGUCACCGAAGAAGCGCGCCAAGAAGGCCAUCCGGAAAACCGCCCAGAAGACCGCAAAGCCAAAGAUCAAGAAGGGUCAUGGACCGAAUCGGAAGCUGAACGAUGCCUGGUCGCAAGCAGAGCGCGAGGUCAUCAUAGCGCUCUUCAACAAGAUCAUAGCCGAAAAGGGCCUGAUCUACUGGGCGAACAACAUCAGUGCCCUCUUCUACGAGGCUACCGACGCCGUGAACGCUCAUAGGGCCCUAGACAAGAUUACGUAUCCAGGUGACCCUCGCGGGAUGGACGGUGUCCGCACUCAGGUCCACAAGAAGGCUGCCUACAAGCGCAUUAAAGACCGAGCUGACGCGCUGAGGACUAGGAAGGCCGAUCCGAAGAAUACCGUGACAGAGGCAGAGCUGAAGCCUCGGGAUGUGUUCAAGGCGACGGAUCUUGAGCCCGAUAGCGGCAAGAAAUGA
Alternaria metachromatica is the source of this 1686-nucleotide messenger RNA. RefSeq lists its product as uncharacterized. Lineage: Eukaryota; Fungi; Ascomycota; Dothideomycetes; Pleosporales; Pleosporaceae. The transcript has 2 exons. The coding region runs from base 1 to 1686 and encodes 561 amino acids. The record is from RefSeq and is a predicted model, not a curated record.